AUGUUAGCCCAAGCAGUUCAGCAGAUUGUUGGAAGGAAGACACGGAAGCACAGGUUUUAUCACAUGGUGAAAGCCACAGAACGCUCCUCCCCAGCACACCCAGGGCUGAGCGGGACUGCUCCCUGGCUGCUUCCAGCCUCUGCAGGCUGCCCCUGCAUCAGGCACGCCGACCCUGCUUUGCUCUCCUCUGCUGCUGCCCAGGCACCUGCUGCUGGACCUGCAGGAGAAGCAGCUGAAGGUUCUAAAAUACAAGACAAGAAAGUCACUUCAGGACAAAGCAAUACCGGAACUAAACCAGACCAUCCACCAAUACUGAAGGUUGAUGACAGGCAACGGCUUGCUAGAGAAAGGAGAGAAGAACGAGAAAAGCAACUAGCUGCAAGAGAAACCAUCUGGUUAGAAAGAGAAGAGAGAGCACGGCAGCAUUAUGAAAAACACCUAGAGGAGCGCAAAAAGAAGCUAGAAGAACAACGAUUAAAGGAAGAGAGAAGACGAGCUGCUGUAGAAGAAAAGCGAAGGCAGAGAAUAGAAGAAGAUAAGGAACGACAUGAAGCUGUUGUACGUCGCACAAUUGAAAGAAGCCAGAAGCCAAAACAAAAGCAAAACAGGUGGUCCUGGGGAGGAGUGCUACAUAGCCGCAUUAAUAACACAGAUCCAGACAGGCGAUCUGUUUCAACAAUGAACCUUUCGAAACAUGUUGAUCCAGUCAUUAACAAGCGGCUCUCCUCCUCAUCUGCAACAUUACUAAAUUCUUCAGACAGAGCUCGCCGUCUGCAGCUCAGUCCAUGGGAGAGCAGCAUCGUUAGCAGGCUCCUGACGCCCACACACUCAUUCCUGGCCAGAAGUAAAAGCACAGCUGCAUUGUCUGGAGAUGCAGGUAAACCUAUAAGAGCAGAGACUUCAUGUCUCAGCCACGUAUAUUUCCAGGUUCCCAUCAGGAUGUUGUAAAAUUACUGAUUUAAUUACACGUGUACAGUAGCAUCCUAGAAUGAUUUUGGAAAACCUGGGGUACAUUGUAUGACAGGUUGAAAGCUUUUGCUAUGCUUGAUUUGCUCUGCUUCUUUCUUCCUCACUUCUCUCUUAAAUAUCUUUGGCCUCUUCAUCAUUGUAAGAAGGGAAUACAACACAUGCAGGGCAACAAUUUCACGCUGUUUGUGGCUGCUGAAGGAAAUGCCCACUAUGCUGUAAGGAACUGAUUCAGCACAUCCACGCUGUGAGCUGUUUGCUGCAAACAGUGCCAUUCUGCACUGGAGCACUUCCCACAUGAAACAUGUUGGACAUGUCAGAGUGAUAGGCUCUGGCUGCAGUAGAUUUAAUAGCGUGUAAAGUUAAAUGCGCAGGUUUAGCAAGGUUACAAUAACCGUAAAGUUCUCUGCCAACCCCAGAACAGCCCUUUGAUGAACUCCUGUGCAGAAGAUUAACAUGCAAAAAUAUGUAAAUAUCGAUAGGCAGUAACUUAAAGCCUUAGUAACUUAAAGCCUCAUUUCAGUGACAGCCAGGACAUACUGGUUUAUCAUGCAUUUUAGGCAUGUGACAGCUGCUUUUUUUCUUGCCGUAGAUUGUUUUGAGAACAUGCAGUUGGGAUUUUACCAUUUUAGGAGUACAUUUCUGCAUGAAUGUUUAAGCCUAGGCAGGUCUUUCCUGUUUAAUAUGGACAGAUCUUUAUGUUAAUUAAAGGACAUAGAAUGUAAGAGAGAAUAGAGAUCUCCUAAGAUUACUUUUAAAGAAGCUUUCACUUAAGAACUCUUAUCGCUAAUUAGGCUGCAGUACAUUUCCAUAGGGAGAGAACCAUAGGAGCAAAAAUGUGACUGAUAUUCUUCAAGCGGUGGAAUUAACAAAUAGAAGUUCCUUUUCACUCUUCAUGACUUUUAAAGCGAUAGCUUGUAAAAUGAAAGCUUAAUGUCAUCCACCAAGCAGCAUAUGGAAAUGCAGCUCUUCACUAGGGAAUACCUGAGAAAGCAGUUUCUUAAAUUUGAAAGUGGUUACUUAACUGGAACACGUGGGAAGAUGAUUCUGUGACUGCUGUUGUUUCAUGCUAAAGCUCUAAACUGAGUGGAAUAUUGAGAAAGAUUGCAGAUAGCAGGAACAACUGAUUUAUCAGUCAUCAUUUUGAGGUAACUCCCCAGAAAUACCUUGUCUGUCCUAACUAAAACUGUACCACCCAGAAGAAUAAUCCAUCUUUUCAUUGUUUUGCAUGUAUUAUUCUCUAGGAGCAAUAACUGCAGUCCCUUCAUGCAGGACACUUCCUGGAGAUUAAUGAUAAGGUGGUGGUAAUGGCUCACAGCUGUGCUCUGAGCACUCCACUCAUCCCAGCCUGUCAUUAUUCCCUAGAAAAUUACCCUGCCUUUUGGCUGUAAAGAUGAAUUGCAAUGCAAAAAAUCAAAUUAAAUGUGGAUCCAUGUCCUUAACACUGAAGUUAAGCAAGCUACUGGGGACUUCCAGCAUGAGUACAUCCAGAUAUAUAUAUGUAUUUUUAAGUAACUCUUCAAAACAAAAAUGUAAUUUUAAAUAACUCUCCUCUGUGUUUGUAAUCCUGUUGGUACAUCCUGAUUCACUGGGAGUGCCUCAUACAGCAUUGUUUGGCAACCUUGCAAAUGGAAACGAACUGCUUGUCUUUGAGCAUUUAUGAUGUCAUCUUCUGUGGUAACGUUUGAUAAUCAGCAUGCAGCAGCAGAAUUGAUUCACAGAGGGUGGAAAAUAUAUAAACUGUAAGCUGUUAAAAUAUACAUUUUGCCACUGUCUCCUGUCAGGUUCAGAUAUGCUCAAUCAGAUUAAAAAAAAGAAACCAAA
Molecule: messenger RNA, 2790 nt
Organism: Meleagris gallopavo (turkey)
Lineage: Eukaryota; Metazoa; Chordata; Aves; Galliformes; Phasianidae
Source: RefSeq, a predicted model, not a curated record